Molecule: messenger RNA, 2040 nt
Organism: Penicillium cataractarum
Lineage: Eukaryota; Fungi; Ascomycota; Eurotiomycetes; Eurotiales; Aspergillaceae
Exons: 4
Coding region: 1-2040 (679 amino acids)
Molecular function (GO): FAD binding
Source: RefSeq, a predicted model, not a curated record
AUGCCCGGCACUCUACCCCAAGCCGAAGACCAUGCGGACGUCCUCAUUGUCGGGGCUGGUCCUGCGGGUCUGAUGCUGGCAAACUGGCUGAGUCGAUGCGGUGUGAAGACUCGGAUUGUUGAUAAGAGAGGAACAAAGAUCUUCAACGGCCAAGCGGACGGUCUACAAUGCCGAACCCUGGAAAUCUUCGACUCGUUCGAUUUUGCAGAUCGCGCAUGGCGUGAAUCAAACCACAUGCUGGAGAUUUGUCUCUGGAACCCUGACGAACAGGGUCGUAUUCGACGCUCCGAUCGAAUCCCCGACACCAUUCCCGGGAUCAGUCGAUUCCAGCAAGUCGUGCUGCACCAGGGCCGUAUCGAGCGCUUCUUCCUCGACUCUAUCAAGGAGCACAGCGACAUCGUAGUCGAACGAGGAGUGUUGCCCACCACAUUUGAAUUUGACGACGCCAAGGCAGACGAUUUCAACGAGUACCCGAUCAACGUCACGGUGCGCACCCUCUCAGAUGUAGAGUCUACACCGCAGCAGCAGCAGCAACAUCAUAAAUCCGCAGAUGGAAAGGAGACAACCGUCAGCGACGGACUUUUCCGAAGUAAUCUAGCAGCCGACGACACGGAUGAUCUCAUUCGUGCUGCAGAAGCCAAUUCCCGAGUCGACCAGGUCGAAUCCAUCAAAGCCAAGUUCCUCGUUGGUUGUGACGGGGCACACUCCUGGGUCCGUCGCCAACUAGGCUUCCAGCUCGAGGGUGACUCUACAGAUUACAUCUGGGGAGUCCUCGACAUCGUGCCCAUCACCGAUUUCCCAGAUAUCCGACAGCGCUGCGCGAUUCAUUCCGCAAAUGCAGGCAGUGUCAUGGUGAUUCCACGAGAGAACAAGCUCGUCCGAUUGUACAUCCAGUUACAAUCCACGGAACAUGCACAGGCAGGUGGCAAGGCAGACCGGUCCUGGAUCACGCCGGAGAUCAUCCUGCAAUCAGCGCAGAAAAUUCUGCAUCCUUAUAAGCUCGAUUAUUCGUAUUGUGACUGGUGGACAGCUUACCAGAUUGGCCAGCGCGUGGGUAACCAGUUCUCGCUGAAAGAGAGAGUCUUUUUGGCAGGUGAUGCUGUGCACACCCACUCGCCCAAGGCUGGUCAGGGUAUGAACGUGUCUAUGCAGGAUACAUACAAUCUGGGAUGGAAGCUCGCUCACGUCGUGAAGGGUUACAGUGACCCAUCCAUUCUCAAGACAUAUCAGUCUGAGAGAAGGAAGAUUGCUCAGGAUCUGAUUGCCUUUGAUCACCGCUUUUCCAGAUUGUUCUCGGGUCGUCCUGCCAAGGAUAUCAUGGAUGAGGAAGGUGUGAGUAUGGAGGAGUUCAAAGCGGCCUUUGAGAAGGGGAAUGAGUUUGCCAGUGGUAUUGCGGUCAACUACGGCGCCAGUCUCAUCGUUGCUAAAGAAGGCGACGACACAAGUAUCGCCCAAGACAAAUCCACUCGCGUGAUCAGCAAGCCCCAACUAGCAGCAAAGAUCGACAUCGGCAAGCGCAUGCCCAGUUUCAAAGUCCUCAACCAAUCCGACGCCCGCCCCUGGCACCUCCAAGAACUCCUAAAGAGCAACGGGAAAUGGCGAAUCAUCGUAUUCCCAGGCCACCUAAGCGCACCCACAAACAUGCAACGAAUGCAAACCCUCGGCGCAAGACUCGGAGCCAAAGAUUCAUUCAUCCAUCGCUACACACCAACCAACCAACAAAUCGACAGUGUGAUCGAAGUAUUGACCGUCCACGCCGGACCCAGAGCGAGCCUCGAGCUGCUAGAUCUCCCCGAGGCAUUCCAUCCGUACAGUGAGACCCUGGGAUGGGAUUAUUGGAAGGUCUUUGUGGAUGAUCAAUCUUAUCAUGAGGGUCAUGGUCAGGCUUAUGUUAAUUAUGGGAUUGAUCCGGUUAAGGGGGCGAGUGUUAUCUUGCGGCCUGAUCAGUAUGUGAGUUGGGUUGGGGAGGUUGAUGAUUAUGAUGAGAUGGAGAGGUUCUUUGCUGGGUUUAUGAAGGCGCAGAAUUUGGAAAAAGAGUGA